AUGACGCAGUUGGACAAUAUAUGUAUAAAAAAACAAUGUAACAGUAUAUGUAAUGGUGCCACCUGUCCCCCAUGUCAGAAAGAAUGUGCAAAAUAUCAUAAAUGGUUACUAACUAAAAAAAUGAGUGGAAUGGACAAAAAGAUAAAUAUAAAGAGGAAUACAAAAAUAGUAAGGGAAAAAAUCGUGGAAUAUAUGAAAAAAACAAGCAAAAAACCUAAUGAAUUUAUAGAACACUACGCAAAGGUAUGUGAACAUGCAGAUCUUAAUAAUGUUUUUAAGAAAAAAGACGAUCAAUAUAAACCAUACAGAGGAAAAUGUAAGAAAUGUAUAGAAGAAUUAACAAAAGAUGUUUUAGAUAAAAUUCAAAAUAAAGGUGGGACUAAUUCUACUACAAAUAAAAAUAUCUUUUUGUUUUGUGAUGAAAAGUGUGAUGAAGGAAGUGAAAAUUUGUACAAAAAAUAUAUUGAACAGGAGGACAAAUAUAAAAACAUUUCAGAUUUAUCUGAAAAUGUAUAUAUACCCCCUAGAAAACAAAAAAUAUGUUUUAAAGGACUUGAUGGUUCUGUUAAUGAUGUUAAAGAUCAAGAUAAAUUGUUCGAACAUUUGAUAAAACUAGCUGCAAUUGAAGGAUUUAAUUUAGGAGAAUAUUAUAAAGAUAAAAAAAACAAAGAAGGAAAAGAAGAAGAAGCAAAAAAAUAUAAUUAUGACGUUUUACCUUGUAAUGCUUUAAAAUAUAGUUUUCUUGAUUUAAGAGAUACAAUAUUAGGAACUGAUAAUUUAGAACCACCAGAUAAAGGUACCGAAAAAAAUUUGAGUGGAAUUUUUGAAAAAGUAUAUGAUCAAAAAGGUGCUAAACCUGGUAGUCAGGAACGUCAAACCUGGUGGACACAAAACCAACAAUGUGUUUGGGAAGCAAUGAAAUGUGGAUAUAAAAAAAGUAGAGAUGAAGGAAGUCCUAGUGGUACUAAACCUAAACCUAGUGUUGACGACCUAGCAAAGUGUACCACUAUACCUAGUGAGACCGAAUACCCCCUUGGUACCGAUCGCCCUAGUAAUGGACAAUGUAAGGAUUGUUCCACGUGUAAAACAGCAUGUGAUCAUUAUAAAACAUUUAUUGAAGGAUGGAAGAAACAAUAUGAUGAUCAGAAAAAAAAAUUUGAUGAUGAUACCACAAAAAAACAAUACACUACCCAUCCUGUGGCAUCAACGUCACAAAAUGCUCGAGAAUAUUUGGACAAAUCGUUAAAAACAGCGUGUCAAAAUAGUAAACCUAGUGGUACCAAUGAUUGUAAUUGUAUGAGUGAUGUGUCGUUGUCUGCCACUGAUGAUACCCCCAAAUCUUUGGAGGAAACACCAGAUAUAGUGAAAGACAAAUGUCCGUGUAGCCAACAAAAACCACAAGCACCAGCGGCAUCGGAGUGUAAAAUUGAUCAAUAUAUUAGGGACAAUAAAAACAUAAAUAUAGGAAAUGGAAAAAACCCUUGCAAUUCAAAAGAUAAAGUAAACUGGGAUUGUGGUGGAACAAGGAACAGUCCAGUAUCUGGAAAAGGUGAGUGUAUGCCUCCUAGAAGACAAAAAAUGUGCAUAAAGUAUUUAACAGAACUUAGUCAAAUACAAAAUAUAACUUCACCAGAUGAAUUGAAAGAAGCUGUUAUCAAAUCUGCUUCACUAGAAACAUAUUUUUUAUGGGAACAAUACAAAAAGGAUAAAGAAAAAGAAAACCGCAAACCAAAUGAGGAAUUAAAAAAAGGAACAAUUCCUCCUGAUUUUUUACGAAUGAUGUUCUACACGUUAGGUGAUUUUAAAGAUUUAAUAACAGGAAAAGAUAUAGGUAAUAAAAUUGGUGAUGUGCAGAAGGCAAGAACAAAAAUAGAUAAAAUUCUUAAACCAAGUGUCCAACCCCCCCAACAAGACCCCUCAUCCUGGUGGAAAAGUGUUGAGUCGGAAGUUUGGGAAGCUAUGGUAUGUUCACUAUCAUACAAUGGUAGUACUGUGGACACAGGUAUACGCGAGGCUUUAAAAAACAACGACAAAAACAACUACGAUAAAGUGAAUUUUAGUGAUCCCAGUGGCGUAGAUUUACCCACGUUUGUGGCUCGACCCCAAUUCCUCCGCUGGAUGACCGAAUGGGGGGAACACUAUUGUGUCACACAGAAAAAACACUAUACGGACGUACAGACACAGUGCAGUAACUGUAGUGUCGUUAAUGGUGCUGGUGGUAGUGUAACAUGUAAGAAUUGUGACAAUUGUAAACAGAAGUGCCAAGCAUAUAAAACGGAAAUACAAAAAUGGGAAAAUCAGUGGAACCAACAAAAAGAAAAAUACCAAAAAUUAUACAACCAAAUAAGUGGUGCCACUACCAAAUCUACACAAGAAGAUCCCGUGGUCACAUACCUAAAACCACAUACUGGUGACACCACUUAUGCUACUGCUGGUGGGUAUUUGAAACAAGAAGGAUUCAUAAGUGAAUGUAAAGAACAAAAAAAUUUUGAUAAAAAUAGUGGUGGUAAAGAUACUGAUUAUGCGUUUAGAAAUUACCCACAUAAAUUUAAUGACCAGUGUGUUUGUACGCCGGCGGCACAAAAACCAAAGGAUCAGGGGUCACACAAUUCGCAACAACCGGGAAAAGUACCUGGAGUGGGACCUGGACAGGGACGAUCAGGAUCAUCAAAGACAUCACCAAAACCUGCUCAAAAUUGUGUUCACGGACUUGAUGCUGGGAAGCAGGGGGAUGGGGGACUUUGUCAAGGAGGAACAGUUACUAAAAUAAAUCCAGGAGGAGGACAAGGUGGCAUUCAAGUUACUCCUGCCUCACCUAGUGGGCCCCCAGCUGAUCCUGGUGCUGCGGGUCAACCACAGUCUUCACAGGUUGAUACGUCUCAAACCAGUUCCUCGUCUUCACAGGGGACUUCAUCGAGUACCUCACCUAGUGGUAAAGUUGUUGAUAAUGGUCAGGCGGGAGCAACAUCAAAAGCUGAUCCUGAUGCUAGUCUUCCUGCUUCUAAUACUCCUAAUUCUGAUAAUUGGUUGGAUCUAAUAAAAAAUUAUGUUUUGGCUCCUGCGGCUAUUGCUGGUAUUGGAGGGUAUAUUGGAACAUUAGGAGCUAUUGAAACUGCUCCAGAUAUAAUUUCUAAAGGAUUGGAGUAUGGUGUUCCAACUACAGUAAUUGGAUUAGGAACUGGAAUAGGAGCUGGAAAAGCUGUGGCAACAAAACUUUGGGAUAAACUCAUAAAAUUCAUUGAGCCCUCCAGUGAUGGUUCAUCAUCAUCAAGUAGUAACACGUCACCAUCAAACCCGCAAGACCCAGGAUCAAACGGUGGACAAAAAAACCCCCAAUCACCAAUAACCCCCCCAUCUAGUGGUAAAACCCCCAAUAACCUGGUGACAUCUACCCUUCCCCCUGUGGGGAUAAGUUUUGUGUUGGGUUCUAUUGCUUUAUUGUUUUAUUUGAAGUAA
Messenger RNA from Plasmodium adleri (nom. inval.), 3456 nucleotides. Its product is annotated as erythrocyte membrane protein 1, PfEMP1, putative. The transcript is spliced from 4 exons. The coding region runs from base 1 to 3456 and encodes 1151 amino acids. Lineage: Eukaryota; Apicomplexa; Aconoidasida; Haemosporida; Plasmodiidae. Gene Ontology annotation, molecular function: host cell surface receptor binding. The record is from RefSeq and is a predicted model, not a curated record. Gene Ontology annotation, cellular component: membrane.